Hipposideros armiger (great roundleaf bat) is the source of this 1794-nucleotide messenger RNA. It is a transcript of the gene PIM1, whose product is annotated as Pim-1 proto-oncogene, serine/threonine kinase. Gene Ontology annotation, biological process: negative regulation of apoptotic process; protein autophosphorylation. The transcript has 5 exons. The record is from RefSeq and is a predicted model, not a curated record. Gene Ontology annotation, cellular component: cytoplasm. Lineage: Eukaryota; Metazoa; Chordata; Mammalia; Chiroptera; Hipposideridae. Gene Ontology annotation, molecular function: protein serine/threonine kinase activity; ATP binding. Bases 430 to 1239 code for a protein of 269 amino acids.
CCGGCGCGCUCCGCCCCUUUACUCCUGGCGGUUGGGCGAGCCGGGUGUCUGCUGCAGCGGCCGCGGUGGCGGAGGAGGCCCGAGAGGACUUGGCGGCAGCGGCGGCGGCGGGACCAGCAGCAGCAGCAGCAGCAGCAGCAGCAGCAGCUACAAGCCCCCUGUGCCGCGGCCCUGCCGCACGAGUCCCGCGAGCCUCCCACCCCGCCGCCCUCGGCGCUGCCUGACCUCGCCUGCCCGUCGGCCAGCCGCCAGCCCCCCCAGUUGUCCUCCGACUCGCCCUCGGCCUUCCGCGCCAGCUGCAGCCACAGCCGCAACGCCACCCGCAGCCUCAGCCACAGCCGUAGGCACAGCCACCGGCACAACCCUAGCCCCAGUUCCUGCUGCAGCUCCUCUAGACACAGGCCCUACACUGACACCCUGGAGGUUGGGAUGCUCUUGUCCAAAAUCAACUCGCUUGCCCACCUGCGCGCCGCGCCCUGCAACGACCUGCACGCCACCAAGCUGGCGCCAGGCAAGGAGAAGGAGCCCCUGGAGUCGCAGUACCAGGUGGGCCCGCUACUGGGUAGCGGCGGCUUUGGCUCGGUCUACUCAGGCAUCCGUGUCGCCGACAACUUGCCGGUGGCUAUCAAGCACGUGGAGAAGGACCGGAUUUCCGACUGGGGAGAGCUGCCCAGUGGCACCCGAGUGCCCAUGGAAGUGGUCCUGCUGAAGAAGGUGAGCUCGGGCUUCUCCGGCGUCAUUAGGCUCCUGGACUGGUUCGAGAGGCCCGACAGUUUCGUCCUGAUCCUGGAGAGGCCGGAGCCGGUGCAAGACCUCUUCGACUUUAUCACGGAAAGGGGGGCCCUGCAGGAGGAGCUGGCCCGCAGCUUCUUCUGGCAGGUGCUGGAGGCCGUGCGGCACUGCCACAACUGCGGGGUGCUCCACCGCGACAUCAAGGACGAGAACAUCCUCAUCGACCUCCAUCGCGGCGAGCUCAAGCUCAUCGACUUCGGGUCGGGGGCGCUGCUCAAGGACACGGUCUACACGGACUUUGAUGGGACCCGAGUGUAUAGUCCUCCAGAGUGGAUCCGCUACCAUCGCUACCAUGGCAGGUCUGCGGCUGUCUGGUCUCUGGGGAUCCUGCUGUAUGAUAUGGUCUGUGGAGAUAUUCCUUUUGAGCACGAUGAAGAGAUCAUCAGGGGCCAAGUCUUCUUCAGGCAGAGGGUGUCUUCAGGUAACUUCUGGGAAGCCCCUUGUUGAGAAAGCAGGAGUCCCAGGUGGUUAGUCCUCCAAGGAUAGUCUUUGGAUUCUGGAGCGCUUGACUCCAGGAGAUGCCAGCUGACCUUUGGCUUAGCAGAAUCCUAGGCCAGUGAUUCUCCCUGGAGAGCUGGCCCCAGCAGUCGAAUGGUUUGUAGUUGAGCAUUCCUUGGGGAGGUCGCAGGAAGAGCAAGUGGGAGAAUAUUAAGAAAAAAAAACCAUCUCGUUUUGUUGAAAGGCUCUUUAAAGUACCAACAGUCAUUCUGAUCCCGUAGCUCCUGGCUGUUUUGCCAGGGAGUGAAAAGUUGAGGGCUCUUCCUUGUUUCUCCCUUAAGGCAGGCUCUAAAUAUUGCAGUUCCAGUGACCUCAUUGUGGGUGGUGUUCAUAUUUGUAAGUUGGUAGGUGAUUUGAAUCACCUCAUCAUGCUCAGUGGUGUCUCAUCAAAAUCCCUUGUCAUCAUCUUUCCUAUUUCUGGUGAGUGGGCGUCGUGAGAAAGGCCCAGCUAUUGAAGUUUGAAAACCACAGGUUUAAGAAGGGAGCUGUUUUUUUUUUUUUUUU